This is a messenger RNA of Nycticebus coucang (slow loris), 762 nucleotides long. Its product is annotated as cell division control protein 42 homolog. Gene Ontology annotation, cellular component: dendritic spine. The coding region runs from base 83 to 658 and encodes 191 amino acids. Gene Ontology annotation, biological process: small GTPase-mediated signal transduction; modification of synaptic structure. Lineage: Eukaryota; Metazoa; Chordata; Mammalia; Primates; Lorisidae. The record is from RefSeq and is a predicted model, not a curated record. The transcript has a single exon. Gene Ontology annotation, molecular function: GTPase activity; GTP binding.
AGUGCUGCCAACGCCCCUGUGGAGACGCUGAGGUCAACAUCAGAUUUGAAAUAUUUAAAGUGGAUAUAAAACUAUUUCAGCAAUGCAGACAAUUAAGUGCGUUGUGGUAGGCGAUGGUGCUGUUGGUAAAACAUGUCUCCUGAUAUCCUACACAACAAACAAAUUUCCAUCUGAAUAUGUUCCGACUGUUUUUGACAACUAUGCAGUCACAGUUAUGAUUGGUGGAGAGCCGCAUACUCUUGGACUUUUUGAUACUGCAGGGCAAGAGGAUUAUGACAGAUUACGACCGCUGAGUUAUCCACAAACAGAUGUAUUUCUAGUCUGCUUUUCAGUGGUCUCUCCAUCCUCAUUUGAAAAUGUGAAAGAAAAGUGGGUGCCUGAGAUAACUCACCAUUGUCCAAAGACUCCUUUCUUGCUUGUUGGGACCCAAGUUGAUCUCAGAGAUGAUCCUUCUACUAUUGAGAAACUUGCCAAGAACAAACAGAAACCUAUCACACCAGAGACUGCUGAAAAGCUGGCCCGUGACCUGAAGGCUGUCAAGUAUGUGGAGUGUUCUGCACUUACACAGAAAGGCCUAAAAAAUGUAUUUGAUGAAGCAAUAUUGGCUGCCCUGGAACCUCCAGAACCGAAGAAGAGCCGCAGGUGUGUGCUGCUAUGAACAUCUCUCCAGAGCCCUUUCUGCACAGCUGGUGUCGGCAUCAUACUAAAAGCAAUGUUUAAAUCAAACUAAAGAUUAAAAAUUAAAAUUCGUUUUUGAAAAAA